CACGGGUCACGCUAUGCCCGAAUACCUUCAUCUUCUAGCCCCGCCACCACCUCUUCUCUCGUUUAGCUAUAGCUGUGUACCUGGUGGUGGUUUGACUAGACUCUUGUCUUAGUUAUUUCCAACGGUGAGUCUAUUUUCUAGGAUGAUCAAAUCCGUUUUGGCCAUGAGGCUGUUAUAAAAAUCAGUCGAUCGAGCGCAGCCUUCCUUACGUUUAAAGCACUCCUUCAUUCCUGUUGUACCGAACUAACGCUCUUCCAUGGACAACCAGGACUCCCACCCUGAAAUCAUCGUUUCCCCUCCUCCCGACGCCACUAUGUAUCCCAGUAACAGCGCACAUUCUCAGAAUAUUCCUUACGAUCCUUUGCCCUUGACUCAAGAUCCACCUAGGGACUCUGUUUACUCCGAUCUUCCUUCUCCCCAUGCUUCGGGCUUCGACACUCCUCCUGUCGAAAUGUCUAAUCUUUCUGACACCAUACCCCCCGGUGCAGCCCAACCACGCUUUCUUGGUGCAGCUCUGUACGACGAUCCCUCUAACGGAUAUCGAGAUUCUUUCGCGUCCCAAAAUACCCAAAAUACCUUUAGAACCGCACCUUCCGCCGUCAAUUCCUCUGUCUACGCCUUGAAUCCUGACACUUCUGAAGCAGAAAAUUCUGGUGCCUACCGUGAUGACCCCCAUGACCCCGAGUACAACCCAGGCUCUGGUCAGGGUGUGGGUUUCGACUCCCCUCGUUACCUUGCUGAGAAGCGGUCAGCAUACACCGUCCCAAGUGUAAAAUCAAAGCGUGGACUUAUCAUAGCUGGCUCAAUUCUUGCAGCUGUGAUAGUACUCAUUGCUAUCGUUGUCCCCAUAUAUUUCGUUGUGAUCAAGCCCAAAUCAUCGUCGUCGAAUAACAGCUCCGUCUCUCCCAGCAACCCCACCUCGACCUCGUCCGGUCAACCUUCAUCCGCUGCUGUUGUCACUGGUGGCAAUGGCAGCACGAUCACUAUGGAGGAUGGUACUACCUUCACGUACUGAACCCUUUUGGUGGUACUUGGUAUUGGGAUCCUGAAGAUCCAUUCAACAACAAUGCUCAGGCUCAGUCGUGGACGCCUCCCCUCAACCAGACUUUCAGCUACGGCACUGAUAAAAUUUUUGGGUAUUUUUUUUUUUCGAUCGUUCCUUGUACCUCCAAUGACACAUCAUUUUUUUCCAGCGUCAAUUUGGGUG
Suillus subalutaceus is the source of this 1207-nucleotide messenger RNA. RefSeq lists its product as uncharacterized. The record is from RefSeq and is a predicted model, not a curated record. The transcript has a single exon. Lineage: Eukaryota; Fungi; Basidiomycota; Agaricomycetes; Boletales; Suillaceae. Bases 257 to 1015 code for a protein of 252 amino acids.